Molecule: messenger RNA, 1585 nt
Organism: Rhagoletis zephyria (snowberry fruit fly)
Lineage: Eukaryota; Metazoa; Arthropoda; Insecta; Diptera; Tephritidae
Source: RefSeq, a predicted model, not a curated record
GAAAAACAUAUCCAGAGAACUUCUCCUGUUCAAAUGUAGCUAAUUUUAAAUUUAUUUAAACUUGCACAAAUUAAAUUAAUAAAAAUAAUUUUCACCGUUAUGCGCGAAAUUCCUUUUGUCCGGCAACUAUGUUUUUUAAAUUUUGUUUUGGUUUUGUUUUUUGCCAAUUUCUUGUUUUGUUGUUAUUUGUUGCUUCUUUGUAAAUUUUUUGAGUCAUUGGUCAAAAGAAAACGUCGUUCGUACAAAAAGUGAUCGCAUCCUUUGUCUAAUUUGUAAAAUUUAAUUAUACCAUUUAAUUUAAAAUGGAAGUAAAUGAAGUUGAGAAGGACACCACGGACACCACGAACACCACGGACACAAAGAAACCUACAUUCCUGAAUGUUAUGUGCGCAAUUUGUUUUGAGUUCUACGAGAAAUCAGAUCGAAUAUAUUCUACAACCUGUGGUCAUUUAUUUCACAAUCGAUGCUUGUUCGCCGCAUUGAAUCAUUCGAAAUCAUGCCCGGAGUGUCGACGGCCCUGCACUCGCAGCAGAGUACAUCCAGUCUUUUUGAAUUACGGUGAACGUACAGAGCUAGAUCUCAAAUGGACUAAUACCGCUGCAGCCGAUGUCUAUGCAAAUAUGCCCAUUUGGACACCACUUUUCGAAUUAGAGCUGCGUGGCUCACCGCGUGUCCCUUUGGCACCGCCCGAAGCAGACGAAGCCAUUCAAACUGGUACGGAUCCUGAUGGUAAUCCUACAUAUGUCGCUCGUGUCUAUUUUCAAGAUGAUCUACUGCCUGCUGGUUAUGUGCCAGCGAAAGGUGUUGCAUACGCUUCUCAUGGCUGCAACGGUUAUGCUUUCAGUCAAAAUGUUGAGCUGCUAAAUAAUUUCAAACACAAAUGGGUAGCCGAUUCAGAUGGUCACAUACCAGAGGGUGCCAUUGUGGGUGGUUAUUCUGAAUUGGGUGAAAAUUUAUAUGUGGCACGUGCACAGUAUAACGAUAAAACGCUGCUGGGUAAGGUGCAUCCUUCCCAUAGGGUAAUGUAUAUGCCGUACAAUGGAAUUGAGGUGCAUACUACCGAAUAUGAAGUGUUGGUACAGGAAAAUAUCACAGCAGAGAGUAGCGAUGAAGCAAACGAUGAAGCCUAAUUGCGCGCUUGUAAUAAAAGGUGGAACGAAUCUCCAUUUGAAUUUGCAAAUGGGCAAUUUGUUUUUAGGUAUUAAAUCAUUCUGGAUUUGACUACCAUUAGAGCUGCAUAUAAAAUAAUAUAAAAAUCAAAUUUACCUGAAGACUGUCACAACUCAAAAGUUGAAAUUUCUCCUAAGACGCCGUUAAUGUUUACAAUUUGGUCAUAAAAUGUAGAAAAAAUCAGAUGCAUGGUUUAUUCUUAUGCAAAACCCUACACAAGAUUUUAUCACGAUUCUUUUUUUUUCAAUAAGAAGCAUAAUAUAACGAAUAAUACUGCAUCAUUUGCCAAAAAAUUAGCGUUUUUGAGUUUUGAGGCAGUCUUUUGGUAAAUGAACGUCAUGUAAAAGGCGUGAAUAUUUUUUUUUUUUAAUCAAAUGCAUAAUAUUAAGUAUAUAUCGAGCCCUAACCGCCAAAA